Diachasmimorpha longicaudata is the source of this 1193-nucleotide messenger RNA. RefSeq lists its product as uncharacterized. Bases 237 to 764 code for a protein of 175 amino acids. The transcript is spliced from 4 exons. The record is from RefSeq and is a predicted model, not a curated record. Lineage: Eukaryota; Metazoa; Arthropoda; Insecta; Hymenoptera; Braconidae.
GGUAUCCAUUGACCCCUGAGCCUGACACAUCUGGGCUUUCAAUCCUCCACGACUCCUCCUCGUUCCUCCAAUCAGAGUUCGACUCAGUAGAAAGUCAACAUCGACCUGUCAAAACAAACGAGCUCUCCAGUUCCUUCAUCAUUCCAGUCCACCCAUCAGUGAAGCUGCCAUCACGACUUCCAGGCCUCCAAAAAUCCAUUGAUCAUCUCUAGACAUAGUUUUUCCACUUCGAUACGAUGGGAAUGAGCGAGAUUAACACCUGGGUUCUCAUUCGACGUUAUGACAAAUUCGAAUCGGAGCAUGCGAAUCUCCAGACUGAUCUCCAACUCUUCACCCUCACCCCCAACAUGGUCUCGGAGGAACUGAGGGCCUCCAUUUUUCGCUGGAUCGAUAGCCAGGACGAUGGGACCAAGGUGUUGAAGAUUCGGAGACAUGACAACAAUCUUGUUCCAAUGUCAACGUUGUUUAAUGGAUCUACUAGAGAGAAGCCUUUCAUAAUCGAUGUCGUGGCUCUCCAUCAAUUCUGCCCAGUGGAAGGGCGCACAAUGCUUCCAGACUACAUCGAAGCCCUUCGCUCGUCUUUCUACAAUCUCGAUCAUCGCGUGAAGCUAGUGGAGCAGGCAGUUCCAAAUCUCACGACUAGCCAGAUGAAGGCUUUCGAGGCGACAGUCUCCCACAUCUCCAACUGCGUGACUUUUCUCGAUCGUCGACUCGACGAACUCGCCCCACCAAUCUGGAGAAAUCAAGCCAAUACUGCCAUUUGAAACAUGGGAUUGUCUUCUUCAUUCUCUUCACUAUCGCUGGGCCAAGAUCAUGAAGCCAAGGACAGUUCCAAUCCUGAGAAAACUGUGUAAAUUCAUCGUAUACUCGGUCGUAUGAAAGUUCAGUAGCAGUCACUAAUUGAUUAGUUUGUAACUAAUAUGUUGGAAAUGUUGAUAGAGCGUUUGUGUUCGUCCAGUGCAACCGUGAAAUGCAAUAACAGGUAAUUCAUUUUUUUCCCAGGAGGAAAAGUAAAUAUUAAAGCACGAGGAAGUGAAGGCAAUGAAAUUCAUGGCAUGUUCGGGUCUCAUUAAAUUCAUAAAAUGUGUUCAAAUAAUUCGAUUGUUGUAAAGGCGACAAGUGAUUUAUUCAGUGGAAUGUUAUACAAAUUGAAUAAUUUCAUAUAUUAAAUUCCAACGGAUCGUCUUCACCAA